This is a messenger RNA of Helianthus annuus (common sunflower), 684 nucleotides long. Its product is annotated as putative RING-H2 finger protein ATL21A. Gene Ontology annotation, molecular function: polysaccharide binding. The transcript has a single exon. The record is from RefSeq and is a predicted model, not a curated record. Bases 1 to 684 code for a protein of 227 amino acids. NCBI's taxonomy places the organism in Eukaryota, Viridiplantae, Streptophyta, Magnoliopsida, Asterales, Asteraceae.
AUGGAGUCCUACAAACUUGUUUUUUCUCUCUUAUUCUUCAUCCCUCUUCUUUCUUCAGCAGCAUCAAAUGAUUGCACAACUUCCUACUGUGGCCAAAGCAUAAACGGAGUCCGGUUCCCUUUCCGGCUAACCGAUCAGCAGCCGAAAAACUGCGGGUUUGCUGGAUUUGAUCUUCGUUGUGCUUUUCCAAGCAUGCUGCUUAUCAACAUCCCGGGCUCCGGUGAGUUUUCAGUAAGAAGUAUCGAUUACCGUUAUCAAUCUAUUCGGAUUUACGACCCCUUGAACUGCCUUCCUGCUAGACUUCUAACGUUCAACCUCUCUAACUCGCCAUUCUCAGCUUUAUACUUCCAAACCCUAACUCUUUUGAGUUGUCCAAGUAAUGUGACUGCAAGUUUGGCUUUUAAACACAUUGUUUGCCUCAGUAAUUCUUCGGUUUCGACUUUUGCUGCCGAUUCCAAUACUGACUUGACAUCAAUGAUCGGUGGUUCGGGUUGCCGGAUCACCGGCCAACUAAGGGUGCCGGUUGAUCAACCAUAUAGUUAUUGGUAUCGGUCACCGCUAGAUGAUGAAGAUAUAACUCUAACGUGGGGUAAACCUGAUUGUAAGAUAUGUGAAAGAGUUGGUAGUGUUGGUUAUCAGCCCAAGAUCAAACACACAAAGUUUAAUGCUAUAUUUCUUGCUUAA